Messenger RNA from Anthonomus grandis grandis, 3113 nucleotides. Its product is annotated as echinoderm microtubule-associated protein-like 2. Gene Ontology annotation, biological process: microtubule cytoskeleton organization. Lineage: Eukaryota; Metazoa; Arthropoda; Insecta; Coleoptera; Curculionidae. The coding region runs from base 306 to 2927 and encodes 873 amino acids. The record is from RefSeq and is a predicted model, not a curated record. The transcript is spliced from 18 exons. Gene Ontology annotation, molecular function: microtubule binding. Gene Ontology annotation, cellular component: mitotic spindle.
GAUGCGGAAAGCGAACUUUACCACACGUUUCGCAGUUCUCUGUUUUGUCUCUUGACGAUUGAAUUUAUUUAUACGUACGUGUUUUAGUAUGUUGUAUUGUGUGUUUUGGUUUUAGCAAGUUUUCGUGAGUUUUUUGUGUCGGUAUUACUUAUCGAGGGCCCCCUGUACUUUUCGUUAAUAGAACUUAAAGGGCACUCUUAAUAUAAGACUCUUUUUUAUUGUUCAUUUAAUAGAUUGAAGUAUAGGAAAGUUUGGAUGAUAUAAUGAAUUCCAUGGUAAAAUGAACAUUUCUGUAGUGCAUUUCUAUGGUGGACGUACGCUAUAGGCCGUUCAGCAACAUGCAUCUAAACGGGGAUUCAAUGGAGAGUCCAGAUGAGAGCCAUGAAAUGCUGGAAACCGAAAACCGGGGAAUGGCCGGAAGAAUGGCGGACCUGGAAAGAAAAGUCCUGGAACAAGGAGAUGAACUCGUUUGCCUCAAGGCCACAUUAGCAGAAGUCCUGCGUAGGCUCAGCCUGAUCGAGGGAAUGCGAAACUCCUCCUCGGCCACCUCGAGUCUCUCCACACCAGUGAGGAUCAACGGGAGCGGCUCAUAUAAAGAUUUACGCAAACAAAUGAGCUACUCUACUUCGAAAGUAGAGACUGCUAACAGAAAGUUUUCUGGGUCGUCUUUACCUCAGAGACGAGCGGUCCAUUAUCAGUCAACGGGGAGUCUGCAUUCCGAUAGCCAUAGUUCCAGUAGCGUUAGUCCCAUACCUUCUCCUUCACCAAGGGCCACACCAUUACCUCUCAAUGGAAGAAGACCAAUAUCAGUCACAAGCACAAGUAGUUCAAAUACCAUAACCUCUACCAACACCCUACAUAAAAGGUGGAGCUCCACGGGGGAUUUUAACCAAACCGGAGCGACUGGAAUGCAGAGCAAGUUUUCCACAAAAUCGUUUUUGAACUUGUUUAAGUCCAAUAAUAGCCCUAACAGUCCGAACUACAAACACGGGACCAAAGAGGCCACUUAUAAUGAGGAGGAGAAAUCAUUAAAAAUGUUUUUGAGAGGUCGGCCGAUUAUUUUAUACGCCCCCACUGAACUAUCCGAGAAUUACGAGGUUACCAAGGUGAAUACAGCCCCUGUUCAAAGGCUAAAAUUAGACUGGGCCUACGGUUACAGAGGUAGAGACUGUAGAUCCAACCUCUACUUUCUCCCUACAGGUGAAAUGGUGUAUUUUGUGGCGUCUGUAGUUGUUUUGUAUAAUGUAGAGGAGCAGAACCAGAGGCACUACGUUGAACAUACCGAUGACAUCAAAAGCUUGGCAAUUCAUCCCAACAAAAUGUUAGUAGCGACAGGGCAAAGCUCCGGCCAAGAAAAAAUAAACGGCAGAGCUCAUAUAAGGGUGUGGAACUCGGUGUCACUUCAUACCCAAGCAGUGAUUGGUCUAAAUCAUUUCGAGCUAGCUGUCUGUUGUCUGUCAUUCUCGAAAGCUGACGGUGGUUCUUUAUUGGUUGCCGUAGAUGAAGCUGCUGACCAUACGAUAUCGGUUUGGGAGUGGCAGAGAGGCGAGAAUGGGCAUAGAAUUACCGAAACAAAGUGUUCUGUAGACACCAUAGUAUCAGCAGAAUUCCAUCCCUUAGACAGAAACACCAUAGUAACUUGUGGCAAGUCCCACAUAGCAUUUUGGUCCCUGGACGUAAACGGGACUCUAUUUAAACGAAUGGGAAUUUUCGAAACCCGAGAUAAACCCAAAUAUGUAACCUGUUGUGCCUUUUUACAAACUGGAGAAACUAUUACGGGUGAUUCCAAUGGUAACUUGGAAAUCUGGGGUCGAGGCACCAACACUAUCUGGAAAAUGAUCAAAAACGUGCACGAGGGUGGCAUUUUCUCAAUUUGCGUGCUGAAAGAUGGCAGCGUGAUAACCGGGGGCGGAAAAGAUAGUCGGAUAGUUAAGUUUGAUUGUAAUUUAGGGAAGACAGGAGUAGUAAGCCAGAUUGAACGACACUAUGGUGGUGUUCGAGUAAUCUCAGAAGGCCCCGGCUCGCAACUCCUGCUCGGGACCACCAGGAAUUGCGUAUUGAAUGGCACUCCCGAAAUGGGAUUCCAACCGAUUAUCUUGGGCCAUUCUGACGACUUAUGGGGCUUAGCACCGCAUCCCAGCAUACCACAGUUCGCCACUGCCGGAUAUGAUAGAGUUUUACAGUUGUGGGACAGUAUGUCCCAUAGUAUUUUGUGGAGCAAAGACAUCGGUGAGCAGGCGCAGAGCGUUACUUUUUCUCAAGACGGUGCGGUCAUCUUGGUGGGGUGCGUUAAUGGGAAGUGGAUGAUCUUUGAUACUCAGACGAGAGAACUUUUAGGUUAUCAUACGGAUGGGAACGAACCGAUCCAAGUUAUAAGUUUCGCUCCAGAUGGGAAUAUGGUGGCCUUAGGCUCUAGAGAUAAUCAUAUCUACAUCUACCAAGUAAGCGAGGAUGGCAUGAAGUACAGUAGAGUGGGUCGGUGUACUGGACACUCCAGUUUUAUCACGCACCUGGACUGGGCAAAUGAUAAUCAGACUUUGAGAAGUAAUAGUGGAGAUUACGAGUUGCUGUUCUGGAAUGCAGGUACUUGUCGUCAGAUUCCUCAAUCGACUCUGAUGCGCGACGUCGACUGGGCAACGAAUACAUGUACCCUGACUUUUUCGACAGUUGGUAUAUGGCCCGAAAAUGCAGAUGGCACUGACGUCAAUGCCUGCGAUAGAAGUCACGAUAAGAAGCUCUUGGCUACGGCUGACGAUUAUGGCAAAGUUAAGCUUUUCAGUUAUCCAGCUUCUCAACCUAAGUCUCUCUGUCAUACAUACGGAGGUCACGCCGCUCACGUGACAUCUGUCACUUUUCUUCAUGACGAUACAAGGCUGGUCUCCAUAGGCGGAAGGGACACGGCCGUACUACAAUGGAUAGUAUCGUAGAAGCGACUUUCCCUAUACAAUAAGUAAAAACACAGCUUUAAACGUGAGACUAUUACAUCGUUGUUACAAUUUAGAUAUGAUGAUGAGGCCUUAAUAAAAAUAGUGUUUUCAAUUUAAUAAACAAAUACCAGUUUUCAUAUUUCAGAUUUUGAUCUUUUCUUAUUUAAUAUAAAAAUACUUAUUGCA